AUGGCCCUCCAACUCGGUCAACUAGUAUUUCCCCAACGUUUUUUCUCUGAGGUGUGUAAACCAAAGCCAAACAUCCAACAAAUUGUAGAAGUGAAGUGUAGGCAGCAUCGGUUGAUAUGCUCUGGAGCCAAGCCUAACGUUUCUGAAACCAUUUACCAGCCAACUAUCUGGAGUCAUGAUUUUAUUCAGUUGUUAGAUGAUAAUUUCCCGAUCAACUGCAAGGAGAAGCUGAGGGAGCUGGAGAAGAACGUAAUAGCGAUGAAUGUUGAUUUUGAGAAUGGUAGUUUCAGUACGUUGGAAAUGCUUGAACACAUAGAUGAUAUCCAUAGGUUGGGUCUUGGCUACCGGUUCCGAAACCAUAUAAAGAGAGCGGACACUAUAAUUACACCAAUAUAUGAAGUUCAUGUUGGGCAUGAAGAGUCUCUUCAUGAGGCAUCUCUUAGAUUCAGGAUUCUUAGACAACAUGGUUAUAAUGUGUCCCAAAAUUUUCUUGGGGGAUUUAAGGAAAGUCAAGGUGGCUUCAUUGGAUCUCUACAGACAGAUGUGAAGGGAUUGCUUAGUCUAUAUGAAGCUUCACAUCUUGGUUUUAUGGAAGAAAGUGAAUUGCAUGAGGCCAUGCUAUUUGCCAGAGAACAUUUGCUGAAACAGCUUGAAUGUCGAGAAAAUGAUGCGCAGGUCCUUGAACGCAUAAACCGUGCUUUGGAAGUCCCUUUGUUUCAUAGGAUGCUUAGAGAAGAAGCAAGAUAUUACAUUGAUGCAUACAAUAAACGAGAAGAUGCAAAUCUACUUCUUCUAGAGCUUGCAACAUUAGAUUUCAAUAUGAUUCAAGCAACACUCAAAACAGAACUUAAAGAAGUAUCAAAGUGGUGGGAAAAUAUGGGCCUAGCACACAAGUUAGGCUUUGUUAGAGAUCGACUCAUGGAAUGCUUCUUUUGUGCAGUUGGAAUGGUGUUUGAACCUCAAUAUCGUUCUUGCCGUGUAGGGAUAACGAAAGCCUACGCGUUGGUUACUGUCAUUGACGACAUAUAUGACAUUUAUGGUUCUCUAGAUGAACUCGAGAUGUUCACGGAUGCUGUCAAGAGGUGGGAUAUUAAUGCAAUAGAACACAUGCCGGAGUAUUUACAAGUGGCCUUCAAAGCUCUUUACAAUACGACAACCGAAAUGAGUUCUUAUACUUCAAUUGGACAAGGAGAAGACAUACUACCUAUACUUGUAAAAGUGUGGGUAGAGUUAUUUGAAGCGUUCCUUUUGGAGGCAAAGUGGACUCACGACAAACACAUUCCAACCCUUGAAGUGUAUCUUGAUAACGCAUGGCGAUCGGUAUCGGGAGUGGUUUUACUUACUCAUGGAUACCUUUUAUGCAAUCAAGAAAUCAAUAGAGAUGUAGUUGAGUCCUUGGACAUGUAUCAUGAUCUUAUGAAAUGGUCAUCUGUGAUUUUUCGACUUUAUAACGAUUGGGCUACAUCAUCAGAUGAGAUAGAACAAGGUAAAACUGCAAAUGCAAUAUCAUGUUACAUGCACGAGAAUGAUGUAAGUGAGGAAGUUGCGCGUAAGCAUAUAAAAACACUAAUUGACGAAGCAUGGAGGAAACUAAUCAAAGUACAUUUGGCUUGUACUAAAGAGCUGGCAAAUCCUUUCAUUGAUAUGGCAAUAAAUCUUGCUCGAAUUUCACUUUGUACCUACCAAUAUGGUGAUGGACAUGGAGCUCCGGACGCUCGAGCUCAUGAUCAGGUCUCAUCCGUGAUUAUUGAGCCCCUUAUGUAUAACUAUGCUUAAGGUUGGGCAAUAUGUGCUUAAGGAUGAUUGAUGAUGUUUUGGUUUAAUAACUUGUUGCACUUCCUAAUAAGUUUCUGGGAUUACACAAAAUGGACUUUGGAUAAUCUAUGAAGAAACAUUGAGUUUUUAGCGAACUUAAAUUUCAGUGUUAAUGUUUGUAUGUGAAUUGGGUUGAAGAUAUUG
Helianthus annuus (common sunflower) is the source of this 1959-nucleotide messenger RNA. RefSeq names its product (E)-beta-ocimene synthase, chloroplastic. Gene Ontology annotation, biological process: diterpenoid biosynthetic process. The record is from RefSeq and is a predicted model, not a curated record. Gene Ontology annotation, molecular function: magnesium ion binding; terpene synthase activity. NCBI's taxonomy places the organism in Eukaryota, Viridiplantae, Streptophyta, Magnoliopsida, Asterales, Asteraceae.